Molecule: messenger RNA, 504 nt
Organism: Saccostrea cuccullata (small rock oyster)
Lineage: Eukaryota; Metazoa; Mollusca; Bivalvia; Ostreida; Ostreidae
Exons: 2
Coding region: 1-504 (167 amino acids)
Molecular function (GO): protein binding
Source: RefSeq, a predicted model, not a curated record
AUGCAUUCUCUACUGUUGAUUGUGGGAAUUGGUUCACUUUUUGGCAUCAUUAACACUGACAAAGUGUCACCAGGACCAAGCCUUAAAUCCUUCAGAGACGACUAUGACAGUGUCGCUAAAACGUGUGUGGCUGUUGGAUAUGUUAAGGAUCUCUGUAAAAAGAACCAUGAUAGAAAAAAUAUGGUAAUAGCAUUCAAUGCCAAAUCCAAAGGAGGUGUCCAGACAGUGAGUAAGGGAAACACUGUCAUGUUUGGAGAAGUCGAUCUGAAUGUAGGAGGUGGUUACAACGGGGUUAAAGGAACUUUCAUCGCCCCCAAAUCGGGAGUUUACGUCUUUGAUUGGACAACAAUGACAGACAGUAACAAAGGUGCUUAUACCUCUCUGGUCUUGAAUGGUAAAAUAAAGGCAUAUAUAACCAUUGUAACAACAACAGCCAUCAUAUUAACAUGUCAUGUAGUAAAAUGGCUGUCGUCAGAAUGGAAGCAGGAGAUAAGGCUUGGAUAG